Messenger RNA from Funneliformis geosporum, 429 nucleotides. NCBI's taxonomy places the organism in Eukaryota, Fungi, Glomeromycota, Glomeromycetes, Glomerales, Glomeraceae. The record is from the annotation of a GenBank genome assembly.
AUGCUGCAGUCUUCUUCAAAUCGACAAGAUAUUAUUCGUGCAGCACUUGAUACAUUAAAAAAUUAUCCUUUAGAUUCAAAACUCGAAAGUAUAAAUAGUAUAGCAAAAAGCUUUGGACUUUCAGAAGCUACACUUCGAAGAACUGUAAAAAAUGGUGGUCUUCUUAAUCGUUCAGGUCCACCAACUAUUCUUGCUAAAUAUGAAGAAGAUCAACUUGCUGACUAUUGUAUUAAUAUGCAAAAACUUGGAUUUGGCUUAACAAAAUCUGGAGUUAAAUAUUGUGUUAUGGAAAUUAUGCAAUUAAAUAAACACCAACAUCUAUUUGGAGAAAAUGAGCCAGAUCAAGAUUGGUGGAAAUGUUUUAUGAGGGGCCAUCCUGAGCUAUCAAUUCGUACUUCCCAAGAAUUAUCAGAAGCACAUGCACAAUAA